CGCAGUGGGGAAAAUAGGUGGCCCGAGUGUAUUGGAUUAAGAAGCAAAAGAGUUGGCGAGAUCGCUGGGACAGUUUUUGUUUGACACCACACCACACCAUUCGGAAAUUUCUGGCGAUCUCUGCGUCUCUCCUAUUUCUUCUGAAUCUAACAACAACUCCCACAGAAUGGCAUCCAAUAGGGGUCAAGGUGGAAUUCAGCAGUUGUUGGCUGCUGAACAGGAGGCACAACGGAUUGUGAAUGCUGCAAAAAAUGAAAAAUUGGCUAGGUUGAAACAUGCCAAGGAAGAGGCUGAUAAGGAGAUUGCUGAAUACCGAGCUCAACUAGAGUACGAGUUUCAAAAGAAAGUGUCAGAUAGUACUGGAGAUUCUGGAGCUAAUGUGAAGCGGCUUGAGCAAGAGACUGAAGCAAAAAUCCAUCACCUGAAAACUGAGGCUGCAAGAAUAUCAGAUGAUGUUGUCGCCAUGCUCCUCAAGUAUGUAACGAGUGUGAAAAAUUAGGACCCUUUAAUAUAUAUUGGUGAUGAGGACUCGUAAGUUAUGAUGAUUAUUGUCUUGAGUUUAUUUUUUUCCUCUAGAUAUUAUUCUGGUGCGGUUAAGAUUCUUGUUUUGGCUACAAUGCUUUGUACCUUGCUGCGCUGUAUUCAGAGAAAUAACUUCAGAUUUGUUAAAAUAAACAGUUCAGAAUUAAGAGAUGUGA
Molecule: messenger RNA, 698 nt
Organism: Cajanus cajan (pigeon pea)
Lineage: Eukaryota; Viridiplantae; Streptophyta; Magnoliopsida; Fabales; Fabaceae
Product: V-type proton ATPase subunit G
Biological process (GO): proton transmembrane transport
Cellular component (GO): vacuolar proton-transporting V-type ATPase complex; vacuolar proton-transporting V-type ATPase, V1 domain
Molecular function (GO): proton-transporting ATPase activity, rotational mechanism; ATP hydrolysis activity
Source: RefSeq, a predicted model, not a curated record